ACAUUUGUGCCCUUAGCUGCGCGUGCCAUCCCUUGCGAUCUGGCGAAGGCGGCUGAUGAAGGGAAUCGUGCGGCUGCACUGAGGGCUCAGACACAGGUGGCAUGUCCGUCCUGUACUUGACCUGUGACCUCGAUAAUGUUGUCUUCACCUUCACCGCAGAGGAGAAAUCCACCUGGCAGUUUUCGAGGCUGUCCAACUUCCACCGAGACAAUGGGAAGGACUGCUUCGUCUUGCGACAGGCAAGUGAAGGCAGCACUACUAGAUGGGUUCUGGAAAAUCAGACUGGUCAGCCGAGUGUCUUUGGCACCCCUAAGUACUCUGGCCACGGACCACCUUUCCGCGGCUCACCUUCCCCUCCCCGAGGGAUGUGGACGGUCUGGGGCUGCCCCUUUAUUUUGUCGGAUACGAUGCCCCAAAGAGAUGCGAUUCCCUCGCCCUUCACAUUCGAGGUGCCCUUUGCCAAGAUGCACUUUCAUGAAGAGGGGCGUUUGGGGUACCUCGACAUCGAAGUUUUCAAUGUGGGCAUUGAGGAUGAGCACUUGGAUGAAAUACUGCUCACACUCAGGAAGGUGUUGGUCAAUCUGGCGCAGCGCCCAGAAAUGGUGCUCCUACUUCGCACCGAUGCGCGGGCAGCGCCAAUGCCUUCCAUGCGGCAUGUGCGAAAGUUCCUGGCAUUUAUCCAGAAGGAAGUGGGCACUGAGUGUGUGCUGGUGGGCCGAGGGAGCGCCAUCGUUCUGGUUCCAAGUACUUUCUUGGGUACUGCGGUGCUGCGUUUAGUGCAGCUGGUGCAGCGGAUGUUACCAGCGCCUUAUCCACAAGCCAUUGUGGCAAGCGUGGAGGAGGCGGAUGCCUUUUUGGCCAACAUUGCCAAGGAGUAUCCUGCUAUGGCGCACCCUGAGGAGUAUCCUGAGUCGCCGGUAGAUUUGCGGAACGAGGUUGAGCGACGAGAGGUUCCGGAAAAUCAAGCUCAAGCCUCAGGGCCCAGCAGCAGCACCAGCAUCGCCUCACCUGCACGGAAACGCCCGCGGGCAGAGGAGGAGGCACCUGGCGCUGGAAAGGUUCAAGUCAUGGCAGGGCUCACCCGGAACGUUCUUGUGGAACCAGAGGAAGAACCUGAUGAUGUCAUCCUGGUGCAGGAAUCGCCCUCCACUGAGACGGAGCCUUGUCUGAUGGGCAGGGCUGAUCUCCUGGAAGGGGUUCCCUGCGAGUUGUGCGGUGCCAAAGUGGCGUUUUCCGAGUUUGUGGUGCACAUGUCUAUUUGCCAAGAGCGACCCCAGGACGCGGCUGAAGUGCCAGCCGCUGACAACUCAGAAGACAUCACCUGCGAUGUGAUUGUUCCCUUCAGCAGCUUCGUGGAGCAUUCCAAGAAGCAUAGUGUGGAGGAUCAAGAGGGCUUGGAGCCAAGGCUUCUUGGCUGCACCAUCGGGGAGUUAGCAGACCACCUGGCUGCGCACAAAGUCCAUGAUCAGUGGCUGGAUAGGGAGAUGAAGAGUUCCACUUCGGCAGUGGACAUCACCGCGCAACUGGUCGAAAUGGCCCGUGCUGGUGGUGCUGGCUUGCCGGGCAAUCGAAGCCACGUGGCAGUAGGAGAUGCGGUUCUGGUCCGCUGGUCCGAUGGCCGCUGGUACGGUGGCCACGUCCGUGCCAUGCCGGACGUAGGGGACGGCGGGGGCGGAGAGGAGAAGAUCAGCGUGGCCUGGGACCCACCAUUUGCGCAAUGGGCGCCAGAGCGUGUGGCAGAGCAUGCUGUGAUCCCGCGGAUGAAUCAACCCAGGGAGGUGUGCAACUUUGAUGUGGCCCUGCAGUUUGUGAAGAAGCUGUGCUCCAUGAAGGAUCGCAGCAGCAAAGCGACGAAGCUGGAAGUUGUAUACCAUUGGACUGGGGAGGAAAAUGUUCAGAAAAUUGUUGAGAACAACUUGAAGACCCCUGGAUCGACCAAUGCGGAUGGCAGCGCCGUUCAGCGCUUGAACGGCGACGCCUAUGGCAAAGGCAUCUAUGCUGCUACAGAUCUCAACUACGGGAAAGGCUUUGGCCGCGGUCUCAGCUGUGCGUUUCUGUGCCUGGCGAUUCCUGGACAUAUGAGUCAAAGUCAGACUAUGAAGCUGUCAAGUCGCGAUGAUAGCUUUAAGCAUGGUCCCCUACGAGUGUACCGGACCUCGGAACAAGUACUUCCACUAUUCUUCACGGACUCCAACUCAUCUGCAAAGCUGGCUGAGUGCGCCUGGGACAUCGCCGACCUUUUGAAGGAACGAGCGCUGGGGCAAGUGAAAGAUGAAGCGGAGUUCAGGAAGGGUGCCCGGGUAGAAGCUCUCUGGCAAGGAGCAUUCUGGAAGGCAGAGGUAUGGCACGUGCACCGUGAUGGCACGUACGACCUGAAGUGGCAGCAUCCGUACCAUUUCUGGCCCGCAGAGCUUCGAGUGUCUCCCGAUCGGCUGCGGAGAUAUGAUGAGUCCUAGCGCCGAAUCCUAGUUGCAAUGCCCAAAUCUCGGCCGAUGCUUACAGGGGCCAUGAUCCAAGGUGGUUAGUUGUUGGGCCUUAACUAUGCCCAUAUGGCCCAUAUGGGUUGGUUCAUUGGGGCUGUCAAUGCGAAGAAG
Molecule: messenger RNA, 2594 nt
Organism: Cladocopium goreaui
Lineage: Eukaryota; Dinophyceae; Suessiales; Symbiodiniaceae
Source: the annotation of a GenBank genome assembly